Messenger RNA from Gossypium raimondii (Peruvian cotton), 4010 nucleotides. RefSeq names its product receptor-like protein 13. The record is from RefSeq and is a predicted model, not a curated record. Gene Ontology annotation, molecular function: protein binding. Lineage: Eukaryota; Viridiplantae; Streptophyta; Magnoliopsida; Malvales; Malvaceae. The coding region runs from base 56 to 3796 and encodes 1246 amino acids. Gene Ontology annotation, cellular component: plasma membrane. The transcript has 12 exons.
UGGCUGAUUCAAAUGCACAAAGGUAUCAAGUGAGUGGUUUGCCGAUAUAGAGAAGAUGGAAGCUAAAUCGUUGUGGGUACUACUCGCUACACUUCUGUUUAUCAUACAAGGCUGGCCUCAGACUGAGGGGUGCUUGGAGCAUGAGAGAAUUGCUCUCUUCCAACUCAAAUCUUUCUUCAAUGACCCUUUCUCUUUGAAGGAUUGGGUGGAUGUGAAGGGUUCGAAUUGUUGUCAAUGGGAAGGAGUUAAGUGCAACAUCACUAGCAAACGAGUAAUAGGUCUGGAUCUUGAUUCCACACGUAAACGGUAUUCAUAUGGGUAUCUCAAUGUCUCUUUAUUUCUUCCAUUUGAGAAAUUGAAAAGUCUUGAUCUGAGUAGCAAUGGAAUUAUAGGUCUUGUGAAUAACCAAGUAUUUUUAUCAUCUGCUUUCAACAACUUAGAAACGCUUGACUUAUCCCACAAUAACUUGGAUGCGAGUAUCUUAUCAGGUCUUGUGAAUAACCAAGUAUCUUUAUCAUCUGCUUUCAACAACUUAGAAAUCCUUGACUUAUCCUUCAAUAACUUCGAUGCCAGUAUCUUAUCAAGAUCUGAUAUAUCUUCAGGGUUAUCAAAUUUAAAGUCUUUGAUUAUUAGCCAAAACGGAUUGGAAGGGUCAAUAGAUAUUACAGCAUUCAAUAAUCUCACCAAAUUGAAGAAGUUGGAUAUGAGUCACAAUUAUGAUAUUGAGAGACUUGGUAAGUGUCCAUAUAUUUUACUUUAUCAAAUUGCUACCUUUAUUAUACUAAUAUCUAAAUGCUUUGUAGAUGGUAAAAGGCUUAAUUUGACAAAUUUAGAAGUGCUUAAUUUGGAUUACAACUCUUUCGAAAAAAGUUCAUUGGCACAGCUUGGUGGGUUUUUCAAUCUAAAGAAAUUGAAUAUGCAGGAAAACCAGCUUCAAGGAUCAAUAAAUAUUAAAGUGUUGAAUAAUCUGACAAAGCUAAAGCAGUUGGAUUUGAGUAGCAAUAAAAUUGAGAACCUCCAAUCUUCUCAUGAUGGUGAGAGGCCACUUAAUUUAACCAAUUUAGAAGAGCUUACAUUGAAUUCCAACUCCUUCACAAACAGUUUAUUGGCACAGCUUAGUGGGUUUUCCAAUUUAAAGUCGCUGGAUAUAGGGUAUAACCAGCUUAAAGGAUCAAUAAAUAUUAAAGAAUUAUUAGAUGCUUUAAGCAACUUAGAGGAGCUAGACAUAAGCGAGAAUGAGGUGAAGGAAAUUGUGCCCAUAAAGAAUAAAGACAAUGGAAGUUUGGGAAAGCUAAAGGUUGCUAGAUUAAACAGUGUGUUCACCGAUGGAACUGCUUCUCUAAUACAGCUUCUAGAGACAUUCUCAUCUGUCAACACAUUAUAUUUGAGUGAAAAUUACUUCAACGACACCUUUUCUACUCAAGAUCAAUUGCAUGGAUCGAGCAAAAUAGAGGAAUUGGUGUUGGAUUAUUCAUCUCUCAACAACAACAUUCUUCAAAGCUUUGGUGGACUGGCUUCUCUCAAAGCCUUGUAUUUAGGUUCCUGUGGGUUGUCGACAUUACAUACCCAAGGAUGGUGUGAUUUACGGAAGCUUGAGACGUUGGAUCUUAGUGAAAAUUCUCUUGGGGGAGCACUCCCUUCAUGUUUGGCAAACCUGUCAUCUCUUCGUUAUUUGGAUAUUUCCGGUAAUCAAUUCAUCGGAAAAGGUGCCUCCCCCGCUCUAGCCAAUCUCACAUCGCUUAGAUUCAUGUUUCUUUCACGAAAUCUAUUCGAAGUUCCAUCAAUUUUCAUGUCAUUUGCCAACCACUUACACCUCAAAGUCCUCUUUGGCGAUCAAAACAAGUUAGUCAGAGAGCCUACCAUUCAAACAUGGGUCCCAAAGUUCCAACUAAAAGCCUUCCUUUUCUCGAAUUGCACAACAAAGGAACUCCACAUUGAAAUUCCAAAAUUCCUCUACUACCAAAAUGAUCUGAGUAUGGUUGAUCUUUCAUAUAAUAAUUUUGUAGGGAAGUUUCCUUUUUGGUUGUUAGAGAACAAUACAAGAAUGGGAGCAUUUUUAAUGGAGGGUAACUCUUUUAUGGGCCAUCUCAAUCUUCCAUCUCAUCCGAAACCAAAAAUGUCCAUUGUUGAUAUAUCUGGCAACAAACUAGAAGGUCCAAUUCUAGCAAGCGUUUGUUCAAUCUUUCCACAACUAAAGGGGUUAAACCUAUCAGACAAUUUCUUUCAAGGAAAUAUUCCUCCUUGUUUAGGUAGUUUGAACACUACAUAUUUAAUAUUAGAUCUGUCACAUAAUCAUCUAUCAGGUGGAAUACCAGAAAUGUUAGCUCAAAGUGACUCGUUGGAGCUUCUUAGGUUAUCAAAUAAUGAUCUAAGUGGGAAGAUAGCCCCAACGAUCUUUUGCUCACCUUCAUUACAAUUUUUAUAUUUAGAUGGCAAUAAGUUUGAUGGAAAUAUACCUGACAUUGAUAUCUCAACAUGUCAUCCGUAUAGUCUUACUGAUAUGGAUUUAAGUAACAACAAUUUGUCUGGAGAGCUCCCAAGAUGGAUAUGGAAUAUGUCUUUAAAUGCAUUAGCAGUAUCCAACAAUCAGCUCAAGGGUCUUAUUCCAAAGGAAUUGUGCCAUUAUACCCUUCAAAUUUUGGACCUUUCAAAAAACAAUUUUUUUGGCCCAAUACCAUCUUGCUUCAAUGCACACAGUCUCAAACAUCUCCAUUUGAGCAAAAAUAGGUUAAGUGGUACCUUGACAAAUGCAUUCUUUAAUAGCUCUUCCUUGGUGACUUUAGAUCUUAGUGAAAACCAGUUGACUGGUGAAAUUCCAUACUGGAUUGGAAAUCUUUCAACAUUGAGUGUUCUCCUUCUAAAAGCCAAUUAUUUUAUUGGAGAAAUUCCCAUUGAGAUAUGUAAAUUGUAUUCAUUAAGCAUCAUAGAUCUUUCUCAAAACAAGUUUUCUGGUCUGAUACCUUCUUGUUUGAGUCGUUUAACUCUUGAGCCAAAUGAUAAAAAAUCUUCGACAAUACUCUAUGCGUUGGAUUUUGAUGGAAUCUUGGAUUUUGGAGGAAUCUUGGAGGGAGCUAAUUAUAUUGGAAUGACCAGAUGGGAUUUGUCCGAUUCUGGAUUCGAUCUACAUUUCUUUAUUGAGAAUCUAGAAGAAAAGGUGGAUUAUACAACAAAGGGAGCAUCUCGCACAAUCAAAGGAAACAUUCUUGAGUACAUGUCUGGAAUUGAUUUAUCAUGUAAUAGAUUAACAGGUGAAAUUCCCAGAGAGAUUGGAAAUUUGAGUGAAAUCCGAUCACUAAACUUGUCACACAACAAUUUGACUGGACAUAUACCGUCAACGUUCUCAAAGCUCAAGCAAAUUGAGAGUUUGGACCUGUCUCACAACAACUUAAUUGGAAGAAUCCCUGUUCAAUUGACGGAGUUGUACGCCUUAGCAGUCUUCAAUGUGUCAUACAACAACUUGUCAGGGAGUAUUCCGUCUCCGAAAGCUCAAUUUGGAACCUUCGACGAAAGCAGUUACGUGGCGAAUCCUUUCCUCUGCGGGUCUCCCCUACAUAAAAAUUGUAGCGACCUUGAUUCACCCCCGACAGCAGCACCAAAGAGCUCAAACGAGGAAGAAGAAAGUGGUUUGAUGGACAAGUAUGUUUUCUGGGUGACCUUUUUUGUUUCUUACGUAAUUGUGUUACUGGUUAUUGUUCUCAUCCUGUAUAUAAAUCCUUAUUGGCGACAAGCAUGGUUUUCUUUUGUUGAACACUGCAUCAAGACCUGCCAGUAUUUUAUUGAGGACAAUCUUCUAUGAUUUUCCAUCUUCAAAAGAAGUGGGUAGUCUUGUGCUUUGGUGGUUUACAUUUGUAUGUAAUUUUUUUCAUGUGUCUCUAUUUUUCAAAGUUUGAUGGGGUUAUCUGCUUUUAAGUUUGUAGAGGUAGAAUACAAUAGCUCUGUGAUGUAAUAAUUGCCAGUUUAGUAUGAGAAAACAAUAUAUAAAACUAUGCAUUUUCAGUUAAAACAUUUAA